This is a messenger RNA of Megalops cyprinoides (Indo-Pacific tarpon), 2235 nucleotides long. RefSeq names its product cathepsin F (gene ctsf). Gene Ontology annotation, cellular component: lysosome. The record is from RefSeq and is a predicted model, not a curated record. NCBI's taxonomy places the organism in Eukaryota, Metazoa, Chordata, Actinopteri, Elopiformes, Megalopidae. The transcript is spliced from 14 exons. Gene Ontology annotation, molecular function: cysteine-type endopeptidase inhibitor activity; cysteine-type endopeptidase activity. The coding region runs from base 70 to 1509 and encodes 479 amino acids.
UACCAUAGAAAAGCGUAAAGCUUGACAAACGACGGUCAUCUUGUACUGUUCGAGUCGGGCAUUGUCAACAUGGACAAUAUUCGCCAGUGGAACUCCGUUUUCCUUUUUAUAACUCUUCAAAUUUUCAUUGCAAAUUUGGUGCAAGGCCAGGAUGAAGAUUCGUACCACCGUGUGUUUGGGGCGCCCGGGUCGCCGGUUCGUUUAUCGGGCUCUGACCCGGGUUUGCAAAAUGUGGUCAAGUUUGCAGAAGGACGUUAUAACAUGGGAUCAAAUGGACUGUAUCUGCGCAGAGUUAACAAAAUCAUAUCUGCCAGUAAACAGGUGGUGAAGGGGAUCAGGUACAGCAUUGUGGCCGAACUAGGGAACACUUUGUGUAAGAAGUCUGCUGUUUUGGCCGACCCUGCGGUCUGCGAGUUCCAUACGGACCCCAACAAGCUGAAGAUGGAGGUGUGUGUGUUUGAGAUCUGGGACAUCCCAUGGCAGAGCAAGUUCACUGUCCUCAAACAGAAGUGCCAGCCAGCAGUGGCUCCCAAGGAGACAAACAAAGUUGAGGAACAGCCUCUUGUGCUCACUAAAAUUGACAAGGAGUCCAUGGAGCUACUCUCUGAGUUUAAGGAGUUUAUGUUCAAGUACAACCGCACUUACAGCAACCAGGAGGAGGCAGACAAGCGUCUGCGUAUCUUCCAGCAGAACCUGAGGACUGCACAGACCCUGCAGGCUCUUGACAAGGGGUCGGCCGAGUACGGCGUCACCAAGUUCAGUGACCUCACAGAGGAGGAGUUCCGCACAAUUUAUCUGAACCCCCUACUAAGCCAGAGGAAUCUCCAUCGCCCCCUGAAGCCAGCGGCCACUGCCCACAGCCCUGCCCCUCCCAGGUGGGAUUGGAGAGAGCAUGGAGCAGUCGGUCCAGUCAAGAACCAGGGCAUGUGUGGGUCAUGCUGGGCGUUCUCAGUCACGGGGAACAUUGAGGGCCAGUGGUUUCUGAAGAGGGGCAAGCUGCUGUCUCUCUCUGAGCAGGAGCUGGUGGACUGCGAUCGGCUGGACCAAGCGUGUGGAGGGGGCUUGCCAUCCAAUGCCUACGAAGCCAUCAAGAACCUUGGUGGGCUCGAGACUGAGACUGAUUACAGCUACACAGGGCACAAGCAGAACUGCGACUUCUCCACUAGGAAGGUGGCAGCCUACAUCAACAGCUCCGUGGAGCUGUCCAAGGAUGAGAACGAGAUUGCUGCCUGGCUGGCAGAGAAUGGGCCUGUGUCUGUUGCUCUCAAUGCCUUUGCCAUGCAGUUCUACAGAAGAGGGGUGUCCCAUCCUUUGAAGAUCUUCUGUAACCCCUGGAUGAUUGACCAUGCAGUGCUGCUCGUGGGAUAUGGACACCGUGACGGGAUCCCAUUCUGGGCCAUUAAGAACAGCUGGGGUGAAGACUACGGGGAGGAGGGGUACUACUACCUAUACAGAAGCUCCAGGUUGUGCGGGAUUAACAGGAUGUGCUCCUCUGCUGUGGUGAGCUGAGCAGCCGCGUUAUGUGGGAGGGGGUGCAGUUCUGCUUGCCAGCACCACCGGAGGGAGCGAUCGGGCUCAGAUGCACCAACAGAGCAGCUGGCCAGUAAAAUGUCUCCCUGUGCAAUUCAAGACCACCAACCACCAAGCUGCAAGUACCUGUCUCCUUCCAAUAGAAUCAGGAAACUGAUGUGGAAGGGGGCUGUUAAAAAACAACCAAUGAUUAUUCAACGGGAAAAAGAGCACAUGAAAUAGAUUUAUUUUCGAAGACUGGCUAAAAAGGGAUUGGAUUUUAAAUGGUUUAAUAAUGCAUUGGCUAGUUGCAAUGUCACCUUUUUAGAAUUAGUAUAUUCGGAGGGAAAGGGGGUAUUUAAUCCUAAAAUUCAUUUAGUCUUACAAUGAUUUUCACCUUUUAACACAGUAGAGUACAGCCAUUUUAAUGUCCUUUUACUCUAGGCAUAGUACAGUUAAUGCCUUUAUAUCACUCAAUCCUUUUCCAAGAUAAGAUCAUGUAUUGUGCUGUUGUGCUGUGCAAUAUCGUGUAAUGGCAAGCCAUUUCCAUAACAUCCUAUUACUGAAUAGGUCACUUUUAAGUUUGUGGGGGGAGAUAAAUAGAGAUUUAUAGGAUUGAUGAAAGUAAGGUUUAAAACUAAAUACGAGUCUUGUUGAUGGAGAAAGCAGACUGCAACUGUUAGCUUUUCAGUGAAAUCCACUGGAAUAAAAGCCUUUUAGUCUCCC